Triplophysa rosa is the source of this 2532-nucleotide messenger RNA. Its product is annotated as adhesion G protein-coupled receptor E1-like. The transcript is spliced from 14 exons. The record is from RefSeq and is a predicted model, not a curated record. NCBI's taxonomy places the organism in Eukaryota, Metazoa, Chordata, Actinopteri, Cypriniformes, Nemacheilidae. Bases 290 to 2191 code for a protein of 633 amino acids. Gene Ontology annotation, biological process: adenylate cyclase-activating G protein-coupled receptor signaling pathway; cell surface receptor signaling pathway. Gene Ontology annotation, molecular function: G protein-coupled receptor activity. Gene Ontology annotation, cellular component: membrane.
GCUUUUUACUUAAGGCUUUAUAUUUUUCUCAAAAAAAGUCCUGGCAUGUGACACAAGCCUUUGACAUGAGCAUGAAAUGAUCAGAACGUCUAUGUAAAUGAUGGCUGAGAGCAUUAAGCCACGUGUUUAUAUUGUAUUUAUAUGUUGCGAGGUCUGUUCAUCGUAUUUGAGGUCUGAUGCAGACCUUUAUCAGCUCCUGUGAAGAGUCUUUACACAUUCGGUUUGUGAGUCGGUUGUUGUCACAAGGUAUUCGGCUUUCUUUUGAGGAUUAUCAACUCUGCCGGUCCUAAUGCAUAUCAUCUUUUCUUUAACAGCCUUGCUGCCCCUCAUCACGAGUAAUCUACUGAUCCAGAAAUCACUACAAGCGAGCGACUGGGACUGCCCUCCGGUGAAGAACAACUCCUGCACCAAUGUCUCCAACUACAUCAACUGCAGCGGAUCAAAUCUUACAGUCCAGUGCUCUGUACAGUCCUGUGACCCGCGCAGCGUGGGCUGCUCCUGUAGGUUGGGUUCCUUUAACUGGACGAACUACAGCACACUAGAUAUCUGCGCAUGUGGAGCCCAGAAUCAGUCCUGUUCCUGCCUGAGCGAUCUGAAGGAUCAAGACAUCCAGAGCUUCCCCGUAAACCGCUUGAUGGAUAUCGUUGGCCUGAUCUCAGACAUGACGACUCCGAUACCUCCCGAAAUAGCGACGGAGUAUCUGAAUGUGCUUGAUCAGGCCCAGAUGAGGAUUUCUGUCAUGUCCAGCAAUAUUAGCGGCCAAGAUCUGGCGGCAUAUGGAGACACUUUACUGAACGUCUAUGACAAAAUGGUGUCUGUACUGGUGGAGCCGACAAACAACUGCAGUUACAAGAAUGUCAGUCUCGACAAAACAGAAGUCAGAGUUCUUACGGUCGGGCCAGACCUGUCUUCGGGAAAAAUCCCUUCCGUCAAAACAGAAAAUGCUAGCAUGGAUAUUAAUAUUUAUAAUAUUUCAAGGAAAAUCCCUUCAAAUUCAGCCGGUGUGACUUUUAUGAGCUUCGCCUCGAUGGACAAAAUACUGAAACCAGAAUUCUUCAACUCGUCAAAUUCCAUGAUUAAAAUGUCCAUGAUGUCCACUGUCAUCUCAGCUACUUUUUAUAUCAACAACACAGAAAACAAGCUCACCGAACCAGUCAACUUCACCUUCAAACACAUCAGUUUACACGACAGCGGUAGACCUUUCUGUGUGUACUGGAACAUGACUGAGUGGACUGUAGAUGGUUGUUGUGUUUUAGACACAAACAGCAGCUACACUGUGUGUUCAUGUGUUCAUCUGUCAACAUUCGCUCUCAUCAUGCAAACCAGCAGCACACCAGCAAAGGAUGAUCAUCUGAUGGAAGUGUUGAAUUUGGUGGCUGUGUCGGUGGGUCUGGUGUUUAAUAGUUUGGCUCUGUUGACUUUUGCUUUCUGUCGAUGGAAACCUGGAGUGAACAAUGUGGCUCGAAUCAACCUCUGCAUCAGUCUGCUGUCGGCUCAUCUUCUGUUCUUCCUCACACAACACUUCCUCACACACAUCAGACCUCUUCAGGUGUUGUGUGGUGUGCUGUCAGGAUUUCUUCACUUUCUCUUUCUCUCCUGCUUUGUGUGGAUGUUCAUUGAAGCUGUGCUGCUCUACAUCUGCGUGAAGAACCUAUCACAGAUCAGCUCCAGACAGAGGGCGGUGCUUAGCAGCAGAUUCUUGAUUGUGAUUGGAUAUGUGAUUGCUCUGGUUAUAGUGGGUGUGUCUGUCGGAUUGGUUCCUGACGGCUAUGGCAGUGACCAAUGCUGGAUUAAAGUGGAGAAAGGCUUCAUCUGGAGUUUUCUGGGGCCCGUUUGCCUCAUUCUUGCUAUAAACUCGAUUCUCUUCAUCAGAAUCAUCAUCAGUCUGAACUCAACUCUCACAAAUCUGAACGCUAAAGUUUCACGGAUGAAACAAACCAAGAUUAUGGUUUUUAAAACACUGGCUCAGUUUGUGGUUCUUGGUUGUCCCUGGAUUCUGGGUUUCUUCACUAAAGACAGUAAGAUGAUGGAGAUUCUCUUCCUGAUCCUGAACUCACAGCAAGGAACCUUCAUCUUCCUGAUCUACUGUCUCCUCAAUAAUGAGGUCAGACAGCAGUAUGUGAAGUGGAUGAGCGCUCUCGUCCCCGGACUCAAAUCCAAACCCAUCAAAGACGCCCCCAAAAAGCACUGAUUUUGGAGGACCAGACUGAUAGUCAAUCACUUACUGAAGUUAUUCUUUAUUAGAAACGUGACUUUAUUCAUUACAGUGAAAUACAUAGCAUGUAAAAUCUUGUUUUUAUACAAUCUAUUUUAUCCUCCUUUUUUUACUGUAUAUUUAUGUUUAUAAUGAACAUGUUACGUCUUUACAGCUGUCAGUACUUUUGGUGUAAAUCUAAUCAUUUCUGUUUUCAGGUUAAAAAUUAGGACUAGGAUUACAAUUCUGAUUUCAUUUGAAAAUGUGAAAUAUUUUAGAGGUUUAUUCAGAGACGUGUCAGAAUAACAUAGAUUAAGCUUUAUUUGAAAUCUUUUCAU